Symbiodinium necroappetens is the source of this 1362-nucleotide messenger RNA. The record is from the annotation of a GenBank genome assembly. NCBI's taxonomy places the organism in Eukaryota, Dinophyceae, Suessiales, Symbiodiniaceae.
AUGGAGCCGGGAGAGCCUGGAUCCUCCCAGGACAAGCGGCCACUGGAGGAGGACUCAGAUGACCAAGAUCUCCAGGAUCAAUCUGAAGUGGAAGAUUUGCUGGAGAUAGCAUCCGAGGCGCCCACAGAUACAUCUUGGGCCGGGGAGGUGGAUGAAGCUGAGCUUGAUGGCGAAAUCCUGAUCGAAGAACCACAGGCGAGGCCCAGGAAGAAGAAGAGCCUGGAUGCGGCUGCCCUGGCCGCUCGCCGCGUGUGCAAGCGGCUGAGGCAGGAACGGAAGGCCGCACGCAAGGCCAAGCGCAAGGCCGAGGCCAAGGCCAAGAAGCGGCGUGGCUUCGGCGCCGACUUGGAGGGCUUCUUGGUGAAGACCAAGGAGCGUUUGGAGACGAAGGCCUUGGAGGCCGAGGCCUUGGCAGCGGCAGCCGUCAUGGCCGAGGCGGAGGUCUCCAGGCCGAAGGCCGAGGCGCCGCCCAAACCGGACCUCCGCGGCUUCGUCGCGAAGACGCGGGAAAGGCUCCUGGCGCGGUCGGAGCUGGAGAAGGCCACGGAGGAGGCCCGACGCGCCAAGGCGGCCGCCCUGGCGGCCAACGUGGACUUGGAGUCCUUCCGGAAGGAAUGCCAGGCGCGCAUCGCCCAGAGGCUCCUGGCCAAGAUGCCUCAGAUCCGGGGCGCGGAGAAAGAUGCUGGGAACAUCAACUGGGCCUGCAUCACGCGGCGCCGAAUCGCCAUCGUGGGCGCCGGUCCCGUGGGCCUCUGGGCUGCCAUGUUGCUGGCGCAGAAGUACCGCUGGACCGAUGGCACUGGCUGUGCCCGGCUCCGACCGGAUGCGCCCGAGGUGGUCCUCUUCGAGGCCCGAUCCAUGGAGAACCACUGCACCCGGACGGACAUCCGCAUCGCGCUCUCCUCCUCGACGCGGGCCAUGCUGGACCAGCAGACGAAGUCGAGGAGCUUCACUUCCGGCAUGCCCGUCGCAGAGAUUGAAGACACCUUCCUCAGGCGCUGGAAGAAGGUGGCGGGCCAGGAGGCAAGGAUCGGCUAUGGCUCCUCCAUCUCAGACCCAGCGGAGCUCUGCCAAUCCGGGCAGUUUGACUGCAUUCUCUGGGCUGCGGGACGGAGAUCCCUCGACGACCCCUUUCGAAAGGAUUUGGGUUGUGAGGUGAAGAUUGGCGACAGUCAGCGUGUGCUUGUCUUCCAGGUCCAGGACCUCCAGGGAGCAGACGCCUGGCAGCUGGGGAGCAUGGACCUCUCCGGCGCCGCCCAGCAAGCGGGCCGCUUCCCCGGUCUCCGCGUGAUGCUGCGGCCGGGCUUCGAGGGCGCCUGCGCCUGUUGCUUGGUUGCUGCUAAGGAACUUUUGUUGACUUAA